This is a messenger RNA of Diorhabda carinulata, 1301 nucleotides long. RefSeq lists its product as uncharacterized. The transcript has 5 exons. The record is from RefSeq and is a predicted model, not a curated record. Lineage: Eukaryota; Metazoa; Arthropoda; Insecta; Coleoptera; Chrysomelidae. The coding region runs from base 100 to 1125 and encodes 341 amino acids.
AGAGGCCCUUUUGUAUUUACAGAAAUCUUUCGAAAGUUACAUGCACUUGGAUUCUAUUUGUGGGUUUGUGUGGUUUCAAUAAUCAUCAUUCACCGGAAAAUGAGAUUUUGUAUUGUGUGCGGUAAUUCUGAAGACGACGUAAAGCAUUUAUUUUGCUUUCCCCGUAGCACAGACAGGUCGCAAAUAUGGCAGGAAGCUAUGGGAAUGAAAUAUAGACCACUAUGUGGCCAUGUUAGAAUCUGCAAUGAGCAUUUCACAAAAGAUAGAUUUGUGCCGUGUACCUCAGUUUUACGUUUGAAAGCUGAUGCAGUGCCCACAAUUCUGGAAGUCCAGAAGGACCAUGUUAUGAAGGGACUCGACCAGAUAGCAAAUAAAAAAGUAAACAUUAUAUCCCAAUAUAUAAUAAAGCCAGAACCACAGACUCUUUUGGAUACCAAAUCAUUAAGUAAUGCAAACAGUGAAGUUACUGAACAUGAGAAAACAAAUUCCUCGCAGUCACCAUCCCAACGGGCUGUCACACCAAUUUCAAGUACAGUUAGAUGUAGAAGGACUCUUUUUAAGGACGUUGAAGGCUUGUGUUCAACACAGAUAACACCAAGAAAGCAAAAGUUGAUGGUUAUUGUGAAGAGGAAGCAGGGUCGCAUAAGAAAAUUACAAAAAGUUUGCAAACAAAAAGGGAAAAGGAUUAAAACUUUAGAAAAUAUAGCAAUGAAUAAUUGUUUCAAAGGCAUGCCAUCUACCAUAUCUAACUUUAUGAUGUCUCAGAUUCGUUGUGCCAAGCGCUCGCCACAUGGAAGACGGUGGACACUGGAUGACAAAAUAAUGUCUUUAGCGAUUUAUAAACGAAGCCCAAAAUGCUAUGCUUUAUUAGAACGUCUCUUAGUACUUCCAUCAAGAAGAACACUUUUUUCAUUACUGCAGAGCAUUCCUUUCGAUGUGGGAAUUAAUGAACGCCUUUUCCUUCAUCUGGGGCACUGCCUUCAACGAUUUGAUGAAAAGGAUCGUUUUUGCACGCUGGCCUUUGAUGAGAUGGCAAUAAGGGAAUUUGCCGAGCAUGGAAACAACCUCUUGCCUAUUACUUUACAGCCAACGGCGUUUCUGCACAGAAAUUGCAGUGUGUACUGAGAGAGGUGUUAGAUGCUGCGAGUAAGGCUCACAUUCCCAUAGUGGCCACCAUUUGUGACAUGGGCACUGCUAACGUGAGAGCUAUAAAAGACAUGGGAUCAGACAUUAAUAAUCCUUACUUUGUGCACAAUGAAUUGAAAAUAUUUACCAUAUUUGAUGUGCCACAUCUAUUGAAA